AUGAACCAAGUAACAGCACCCUUAGUCGCUGCAGCUGUUGCAGGUACAGCAACAGCAGCAGCGUAUAUAAACGCUAAAUGGCAUAUAUCCAACGAUAUCAAAAAUAUCUGGACCGUCAAAUCCGGCGAAUGGGCCGUAAAACGAGCCAUCGCCAAUGCCCGUCUAAACAUCUUCUUCCUCUUCGAAGACACCGCCACCAAAUACCCGGAUAAAGUUGCUAUAUGGUCCCGCGAACGAUCCUACACAUAUCGCGAGACACUCGAGAUCUCAUCUCAACUAGCCCAUUAUUUCCUCUCUAUCGGUGUCCAGCCAGAGCAGCUAGUAGCAGUUUACCUGAUGAAUAGUCCCGAAUUCAUUUUCAUCUGGCUGGCCCUCAUGAGCAUCGGAUGCGCUCCCGCAGGGAUAAACUACAACCUGAACGGGGACGGAUUAACCCACUGUCUCAAAGUACCCAAUUCCGCAUUCGUAAUUGUCGAUGACGACGCUGAAUGUCGUGAACGAAUUGAAUCUGUGCGUCCGAUUCUUGAGAAUGACCUGAAUAUUACCAUCCUGUCGCUCAGUGAGGUGAUGCAAAAGGCCGGGGAGUUUCCGAGAUCGACACCGGAUGAAAAGUAUCGAUUGAAUGUUAAGCCGUCGUUUCCGUUGAUGCUGAUUUAUACCUCUGGUACGACCGGUCUUCCUAAAGGAUGCGCUUUUACGACUAGUCGUUUCUAUGCUGGUGCCAGUGUAGCCCGUCCAACGCAAGAUCGAUGGUAUUGCUGUAUGCCACUCUAUCACGGCACAGGCGCAAUCUGGUCUUUGGCACGACUCGUUAGCGGCACCUCAAUCGCAAUUGGGCGCAAGUUCAGCGCGAGUAAUUUCUGGAAUGAUGUGCGCGACUCAGAGUCUACAUGGUUCAUAUACGUUGGCGAAACGGUCCGAUACCUCCUCAACAAUCCGCCCUCUCCCCAGGAUAAGGAGCACAAGAUAUACGGUAUGUUAGGUAACGGCUUGAGACCCGACGUCUGGGAACGAUUCCAGCAACGAUUCGGAGUUCAAGAAAUCAAUGAAUUCUUCAAUAGCACCGAGGGAAUGCUCGGAUUGAUGAACGUCAAUCGUGGCCCGUUUACUACCGGCGCAGUCGGACAUCAUGGUCUAUUACUUCGACUACAUUACCAAAAUCAAUACAUCCCCGUCGCCAUCGAUCACGAGACAGGUGAUAUAUGGCGGGACCCAAAAACGGGAUUCGCAAAACGCCAAGCCUACGAAGAAGGUGGUGAAAUUCUGGUUGCGGUUCCGAGCAAGGAAGCUUUCCAGGGGUACUGGAAGAAUAACACUGCAACAUCCAAGAAAUUUGCACAGGACGUUUUCAGAAAGGGGGAUUUGUACUACCGGUCUGGUGAUGCACUACGGCGCACAUCCGACGGAAGAUGGUAUUUCAUAGAUCGCUUGGGGGAUACAUUUCGCUGGAAAAGCGAAAAUGUCUCUACAGCCGAAGUCGCAGAAACCAUAGGUCGCUAUCCCGGUGUCACGGAGGCGAAUGUAUACGGCGUCCUUGUCCCCAAUCACGAGGGGAGGGCUGGAUGUGCUGCACUCGAUUUAUCGGUGAGAGAAACCGAGUUUGAUUGGAAGACAUUUGCGAGGUUUGUUUGUGAGAAGUUGCCGCGAUAUGCGGUUCCGGUGUUUUUAAGAGUCACGAGGAAAGGUGCAAGACAUACGCAUAAUAAUAAACAAAACAAGGUACCGUUGAGACAGGAAGGGGUUGAUCCUGCCUUAAAAGGUACGAAGGAUGUUGAAGGGGCGAAUGAUCGGUUGUUGUGGUUGAGUCCGGCUGGAGAUGAGUAUGUUGAUUUUGGGCAGAGGGAGUGGGAUUUGCUUGUUGCGAAGGAGGCGAGAUUGUAA
Messenger RNA from Talaromyces stipitatus ATCC 10500, 1881 nucleotides. Its product is annotated as very-long-chain acyl-CoA synthetase family protein (CefD1), putative. Gene Ontology annotation, molecular function: long-chain fatty acid transmembrane transporter activity; long-chain fatty acid-CoA ligase activity. Lineage: Eukaryota; Fungi; Ascomycota; Eurotiomycetes; Eurotiales; Trichocomaceae. The record is from RefSeq and is a predicted model, not a curated record. The transcript has 3 exons. The coding region runs from base 1 to 1881 and encodes 626 amino acids.